Molecule: messenger RNA, 323 nt
Organism: Strongylus vulgaris
Lineage: Eukaryota; Metazoa; Nematoda; Chromadorea; Rhabditida; Strongylidae
Source: the annotation of a GenBank genome assembly
CUGUUUGAUGACGAAGAUGCUCGUGAACUGAAUCUGCGGCAUUUGCGAUCUCACAUUUCGCUUGUGGGACAGGAACCCACUCUCUUCAACUACUCAAUCAGGGAAAAUAUUGCAUACGGAAGUGAAAACUCAACCAUCGAGCAGAUUGAGGAAGCCGCAAAGUUAGCAAAUGCGCAUGAUUUCAUCACCAAGCUGCCAGAGGUCUGCACAGCGUACAUUUUUGAAAUUUUGCUUGGGAAGCACUGCGAAACUUUGAGGGCUAUAACACCGUUGUUGGUGAAAAGGGAGGAAUGCUGUCUGGAGGACAAAAACAACGUAUAGCC